AUGUCCGGGCUGAUCUUGUUGAUCGUGUCGAUAUCGCUGGCAGCAUACAACGAAGUCAGGAACUUCGAAGCUCUCAGGGCUCUUUUUAUAGCCCAGGGCCGGUCGUUCCCUCUCAUCUAUGCAUGGCAGUCUGCGGCAGUGGAAUCAAGUUGUCUACCAUCGAAGGAGAACGUCGGGAAACUGCUUCACACGUACGUUACGAUCCCCUCUGAUGAUGCUCGUCUUGCGAUCGUUGAAGCCUACGAGCAUCUUGCUCUCGCACCAGUGCAUGAGUUGCGCCCCAGGACCUGCUACCUUUCCAACUUCUCAGCCUUUGGGAACCAGCCGGGAUUGCGCCUGCUCCCUGACAACGACGUGACGGGAAUCAGAAUCGAGAGAUUGGUGGAGAUGUAUCAAUGGGUAGAGACCAUCACGACAAAGUCGAGGGCUGACUACGUCCAUGGCGGAACGAUGACAUUCGAUGAGUAUCGAUACAAGAAAGUGUGGUCUGCGCAGGUUGGUGACACGAGAGCCCGGUUCCUCAAAGUUGCUUACUUGAUUGGCAUUCUUACCUCACAGCUGGUUGACGACUCUUCCUUCGUCCGCCCGACGAGCUGUGCCAUCAAGUACAACAACGGCCUUCCCUGCACGAAUCCAGAUCCCACGCAACAGAGAUUGAACCAGGAGCUGAUCAACCUGGCUGGAGAGCCUCAAGUCCCAAGGCCGAUCUGCGAUACGCCGAGUGUGACAGAGAAAUCGUCGAGGGGGGAGAAGCAGGUCAAGAGCGAAGUGUGCGGCAAGGACGUGCGGAUCAACGGGAUUUACAUGCACUUCUUGAACCUGGUCAACCGGAGUGUGGCGAACUCUCAGGAUGCUGUAGGAGACGUUCGGCUGUCGUACGUGGUGUAUAAGACGGACUUUGCUUCAGUGUUGGCUAUGCAGAAUGGCAAUUCGAGGUUCGCAGCGAUACUAUUGCCCUUGUGUUACCUUCCACUGAUCCUUGCUACGAAUGUUCCUGUCCCCAUCUCCUUCUCUGUUGACCUGCUGUCCUCAACUCUCUUGUCUACCUUCUCUCCUGGCAUUGCGUGCAGCUUCGGUCCAUGGAGAAUUCCCAACACGAACCCGGAAGAAGUUCUGUAUCUCUUAGAGAACGGAGAGCGGACGAUGGACCAGAUGAUCCUGGAUGCUGUAUUGUCCGACACGACUCAGAUAUGGUUCACUCGCGCCCUUACCUUCUUCCUCGCUGUCAUCGGGAUGGUCACGACCCUCAGCCAAGUCAUCCCCUACUUGUCGGUGACCAACAGCUUGGAUCAGCUCGAGGACACGCUGCCGGAUGCAGGAUCGCAGGCAGAGGAGCGAUCACAGACGAUGGUCACUCCCCUCCUGCAAGCAGAGGUUUCCAGCCGAACCACCACGGCGAGCACGAACUGUGGGAGGAGCUCGUUUCACGAGGACCUGUAG
This is a messenger RNA of Guillardia theta CCMP2712, 1440 nucleotides long. RefSeq lists its product as hypothetical. The coding region runs from base 1 to 1440 and encodes 479 amino acids. NCBI's taxonomy places the organism in Eukaryota, Cryptophyceae, Pyrenomonadales, Geminigeraceae. Gene Ontology annotation, biological process: nuclear membrane organization. The record is from RefSeq and is a predicted model, not a curated record. The transcript has 13 exons. Gene Ontology annotation, cellular component: nuclear inner membrane.